Salvelinus fontinalis (brook trout) is the source of this 1018-nucleotide messenger RNA. RefSeq names its product LRAT domain containing 1 (gene lratd1). The record is from RefSeq and is a predicted model, not a curated record. Lineage: Eukaryota; Metazoa; Chordata; Actinopteri; Salmoniformes; Salmonidae. The transcript has 3 exons. Bases 220 to 1005 code for a protein of 261 amino acids.
AAAGACGAGAGGAGCCGAAAACACACGUUACGCACACAGGGCUGCGGGAGGAUUCGGGGAUAGAAGACAAGUGUAAGAGACAGAGAGACAAAGAGAGACAGAGAGAGAGAGACAGAGAGAGAAAGCCCACCGAUGGAACGACAGGAAAUAUAACCGUUUGUCCAGGUCUUGUGCAGGCACCUUAUUCCAUGCCUGUCCUCUGCUGGGGUUUUGUCAUUGAUGGGAAACCACCUGGACCGGAUAACCCACCUCAGCUACAGCGAGCUGCCCACCGGAGAUCCGUCCGGACUGGAGAAAGAGGAGCUUAGGGUUGGCGUGGCAUACUUCUUCUCAGACGAAGAGGAGGAGGUGGAUGAUGCAGGAGGUGGCGGAGGAGGUCACACCAAGGACUCCAGCCAGGAGGUCAGCGAGCUGGAGUACUCCGCCUUCUGCUCCCAGGAAUGCAUCUUCUCCAAGCUCCGCGAAAACCAGGACUUGAGCGUUUACUCUGCCAAAACGUUGCUCUCCAUGUGCAAGCCAGGGGACCUUGUGGAGCUAGUAUCCACGUCACAGGCACCUCACUGGGCCGUGUACGAGCUCAACGACCAGGUGAUACACCUGCAUGAGGGGGAGAUACGGAAGGACAGCCUGACUGAGAUAGGACGGGGCCGGCAUGGACGGAUAGUGAACAGCCGUUACCGGUUCCGACCACUGCCCUCCGACCUGGUGCUGCAGAAUGCCGCCGGCCACCUGGGCCUAAACAGCGGGGACAUCUGCUGGACCAGCUCUGAGAACUUCGCUGCCUGGUGCCGUUUCGGGAAGCGGGAGUUCAAGGCGGGAGGCGAGGCACACUCGGCAGAGCAGCGGUACUUUCUCAAAGUGCACCUCGGCGCCGGGACUCGGAGUGGACACGCGCACACGCUGGUGUUCCGUAGCCUCGAGGAUAUGAUCCGGGAGAGGAGGAGGGUUGACGCCAGUGGGAUUCUGAAGGAGCUCUCUUUAGGGGUCAACGGCGGGAAGGAGUGACGAUUGAUACGAU